This is a messenger RNA of Ogataea angusta, 2916 nucleotides long. RefSeq lists its product as uncharacterized. The record is from RefSeq and is a predicted model, not a curated record. Gene Ontology annotation, cellular component: cytosol; nuclear envelope. Gene Ontology annotation, biological process: protein export from nucleus; protein import into nucleus. The transcript has a single exon. Gene Ontology annotation, molecular function: nuclear export signal receptor activity; small GTPase binding. Lineage: Eukaryota; Fungi; Ascomycota; Pichiomycetes; Pichiales; Pichiaceae. Bases 1 to 2916 code for a protein of 971 amino acids.
AUGACGGAUAUUGCAUCUGUAUCACAAUUAUUGGCACAAUCGCUGUCACCGUCUACUGCAAAACUUGCAGAGGAGAGUUUAAGAAGCGUUGAAGAUCAACAGGGGUUUCCAUCCACACUUUUACACGUAGUGGCGGCCAAUGAUCUAGAUUCUUCUGUGAGAUUGGCAGGAUCACUCUAUUUCAAGAACUUGAUUAAAAGGAAGUGGAUUGAUGAAACAGGAGUUUAUCGACUUCAUCUAGAUGAUGUGAAGAUGAUUAAAGCAGAGAUUCUCUCACUUAUGAUUCAGCUGCCUGAUUCUCUUCAAAUCCAGAUUGGCGAGGCAGUCUCCCUCAUUGCGGAGUCGGAAUUUCCAGAGUUGUGGCCGGAGCUGAUAGAAGACCUUGUUGGAAAGCUAUCUCCGGAGAACAUGCACACCAAUAAGGGAGUUUUGAAAGUUGCUCAUUCAAUUUUUAAAAGAUGGAGGCCUCUGUUUGGUUCCAAUGAGCUCUACAUCGAAAUCAAUCUUGUUCUCUCACAAUUUGCCCAACCUUUUCUAGAGCUUCUAAAGAUGGUCGAUCAACUUAUCGACCAAAAUGCCUCAAACAAAGAGAAUCUCAAACUUUUGUUUGAUAACCUGUUGUUGUUGGUCAAAAUUUAUUACGAUUUAAAUUGUCAGGACAUUCCAGAGUUUUUUGAAGACCAUCUCCAAGAAGGUAUGGCGGUCAUACACAAAUACUUGAAAUACUCAAAUCCAUUACUUGAAGACUCCAAUGAAACUGAAGAGAUAGAUAUUAUUACUCAAGUGAAAACAAGCUGUUGCGAACUAAUCCAAUUAUACACUACAAGAUACCAAGAGGAGCUGGGAAGUAUUAUUACGGAGUUCAUCAGAACAAUAUGGGAUCUACUUAGCUCCAUUGGUAUACAGCCAAAAUAUGAUAUCUUAGCUUCAAAAGCUCUACAGUUUCUCACCAUCAUUGCUUCUUUGGAACAAUACAAUAGCACGUUGAAAUCAGAAGAAGCAUUGAAAGAAAUCACUGAAAAAAUCAUUUUACCAAACGUGAGGUUAAGGGAGUCAGAUGAGGAACUGUUUGAGGACGACCCGAUUGAGUACACUAGAAGGGACCUUGAGGGUUCUGACUCCGACACAAGAAGAAGAGCUUCCACAGAUUUUUUGAGAGCUUUAAAAGAGAACAAGGAGCAAGAUGUUACUCAAGUGGUUAUGAAUUACGUUAAUCAUUACUUGGCUGGCUUUCAGUCCCAUUCCACAGACUGGAAGUCCAAAGACCUGGCAAUAUGUUUGUUCAGUUCAAUUGCUGCAAAGGGAUCCAUUACAAAUGCAGGUAUAACUUCUACCAAUUUGUUGGUGGAUGUAGUUGAUUUUUUUUCACAGUACGUGGCUCAAGAUUUGGUCAAUCAGGUCUCUCAUCCAAUUUUGAAGGUUGACGCAAUUAAAUACAUUUUCACCUUUAGAAACCAGCUUACAAAACAACAGCUGAUCGAAGCAUUUCCACUUUUAUCUUCACACUUCCAAGACGACAAUUAUGUGGUGUAUACCUACGCUGCUAUCACCAUUGAAAAGAUAUUGUCUUUGAGAAACCCUUCGAGUCAUCAGCAGUUGCUUUUCAGCAAAACUGACAUACCAGCGCCUGUAUUUAAUGAUCUUUUGACUAAUUUGUUCAGACUUAUGUUCGGGAAAGGAGAGUCCCCAGAGAAACUAGCAGAGAACGAGUUUCUGAUGAAAUGCGUGAUGAGAAUUCUUCUCACCGCGGAAGACUCUCUGAGCGAGAGGGCCCCACAGCUCUUACAGCAGCUCAUGAAAAUUGUCGAAAUUAUUGGGAAGAAUCCAUCGAAUCCGAAAUUUUCACACUACACAUUUGAAUCAAUCUGCGUACUUAUACGUUACAACAACAAUCAGAUCAUUGAGAUAUUUGAGCUGAUUAAGCCUUGCAUGCUCUCAAUAUUAGCUCAGGACAUCCAUGAGUUUAUUCCAUAUGCAUUUCAAAUUCUCUCAUACUGUUUGGAAGUUUAUCCAAACUCUUCUGAGAUGCCAUCUGAAUACGAACAAUUAAUUAAGCCCCUGUGUUCCCCAGCUGUUUGGGAGUUAAGAGCCAACAUUCCGGCAAUUGAAAGGUUACUGGCAGCGAUUAUCAAAUUCCAACCUUCAUUGUUUACAUCCGCCGCAAGUUUAACUCCGAUUUUAGGAGUCUUCCAAAAGCUCGUGUCUUCGAAAUUGAACGACCAUUUGGGUUUCGACUUCUUGGAAACCAUCCUACUAAGCGUUGAUAUGUCUUGUCUAGAACCAUUUUUAAAGGAAGUGGCGAUGAUAUUGCUUUCACGUUUACAGACGGUUCGAACGGAUAAAUAUGUCAAGAGAUUUAUUGUCUUUUUGAGCUCCAUUGCUGCUUUGCCGACGUCAAGUGACCCUCACCUGAAGAAAAACGGGCUCAAUUCGUCUUUUGUCAUCAAUUUCAUAGAAAGCGUUCAAUCUGGUGUGUUUCAACAGAUCCUUCUCAGUGUCAUCAUCCCUACAAUUGAGUCAUUCAAUAAUUUGCUUGAUAAAAAAAUCUUGAUAGUAGGCCUGACAAACCUGAUUACCGAGAACGCCCAAACUAUAGGCCAAGAUGCCUUUAAGCUUGUGCUGUCUAAGCUGCUGAAGAUAACCGCAUCUGAUAGCAUCAAAAACUACAAAAAUUUCAAUGAAAAUGUUGAACUUUUGCUUGAGUUGGAAAGUGAUGAGCUUUCAUUCGGAUCCAGCUUCAAUAAACUAAAUACUAUCCAGCAAAAGCCUUUUGAUCCAGUCAAAGAAAUAAGUUCAAAGGAAAUGAUAUCAGCAUAUCUUCAGACAAAACUUGCGUCAUUUCCAAACAUUCAAAAUGUUCUUCUAAAUCUUGAUCAGCCAGAGCAGGAACUUGCAAGAAGCUUGGGAAUUGUAUAA